This is a messenger RNA of Paramecium sonneborni, 2199 nucleotides long. NCBI's taxonomy places the organism in Eukaryota, Ciliophora, Oligohymenophorea, Peniculida, Parameciidae. The record is from the annotation of a GenBank genome assembly.
AUGAAGAGAUAUACUAAUACAGAAGAUUCAGCAGAGGAUUUAACCACUUAUUGGGGAAGACUCAAACAUUUUCAAAAUAUUAUCAGUCCUGCGUACUAAAUUUAUAUAAUAUUAGCAAUAUUUUUUAUUCUCCUGAGCAAUUAAGUGAAUAUGGAAAAAUAUUAGAAAACGUUGAUAAAGAUGAAUAAAUAAGAAAAAAAUACAGUGAUGAAUAAUUAUGGAAAAUGAGAUAUGUAGUUGAUUCAAAUAUUCAUCCACAAUUAAAAGAGCCUGUUAACAUUCUUUUCAGAACAUCAACAUUUGUUCCUGUUAAUGUACCAUUAGCUUUUGGAUUAGCUGUAUUACCACCAACGGUAAUUCUGAUAUUAAUUAUUAGCCUAUAAAUUAAUUGUUAGCUCAAUCUGCUAAUCAAACUUAUAACUUUAUGUUUAAUUAUUGUAAUAGAAAUGCUUCUAAUGUAUUUUCAAAUUAAAUGUUAGCAUGUAAAAUGUAGUUGUAUCAUUAGUUUCAUAUGGAGGAGCUGUUUCAUCUGCUGUAAUUGGAAGUUUAGGAACUUCUUGGUUAUUCAAGAAACUUAAUGCUCCAGCACUUCUUAUUAGAGUAAAUUUUAAUCUCAUUUUAUUAAAAGGCAUGUCCACUAUUUGGUGUUCUUAUAGCCAAUACAUUUAAUCUAUUCUUUGCAAGAUAUCCAGAUUUUUAAUAAGGAAUUUAAGUUUUUGAUGAUGAAACACAAGAACCAUUACCAGGAUUAUCUAAAGAAGCUGGUAAUAUUUAUUAAAUAUUAUUUUAAAGCUAAAAUUGCAUUCUUUAGAACUCUUGUGACUAGAUAUAUUUUACCAUUACCUAUGUUUAUUCCACCUAUUAUCAUUUAUUAUAUGAAAUAAGCUAGAUGUUAUCCUUAAGGUAGAGCAAUAGGUCUAGCACUUGAUUUAAGUAAUUUUUUAUAAAACAAUUAGGUUUAUCUGGAUUUUUCUUAUAUUGUGGUCUUUCUGUUGGAAUAGGAAUAUUCCCAUAAUAUUUAAAGGUUAAUCCAACAGAUUUAGAAUCAUAAUAUUAAAAUUUAACAAACAGCAAAGGAAAUAAGAUUAAAACAAUAGUUUUUAAUAAGGGAUUAUGAAAAUNUAACCACUUAUUGGGGAAGACUCAAACAUUUUCAAAAUAUUAUCAGUCCUGCGUACUAAAUUUAUAUAAUAUUAGCAAUAUUUUUUAUUCUCCUGAGCAAUUAAGUGAAUAUGGAAAAAUAUUAGAAAACGUUGAUAAAGAUGAAUAAAUAAGAAAAAAAUACAGUGAUGAAUAAUUAUGGAAAAUGAGAUAUGUAGUUGAUUCAAAUAUUCAUCCACAAUUAAAAGAGCCUGUUAACAUUCUUUUCAGAACAUCAACAUUUGUUCCUGUUAAUGUACCAUUAGCUUUUGGAUUAGCUGUAUUACCACCAACGGUAAUUCUGAUAUUAAUUAUUAGCCUAUAAAUUAAUUGUUAGCUCAAUCUGCUAAUCAAACUUAUAACUUUAUGUUUAAUUAUUGUAAUAGAAAUGCUUCUAAUGUAUUUUCAAAUUAAAUGUUAGCAUGUAAAAUGUAGUUGUAUCAUUAGUUUCAUAUGGAGGAGCUGUUUCAUCUGCUGUAAUUGGAAGUUUAGGAACUUCUUGGUUAUUCAAGAAACUUAAUGCUCCAGCACUUCUUAUUAGAGUAAAUUUUAAUCUCAUUUUAUUAAAAGGCAUGUCCACUAUUUGGUGUUCUUAUAGCCAAUACAUUUAAUCUAUUCUUUGCAAGAUAUCCAGAUUUUUAAUAAGGAAUUUAAGUUUUUGAUGAUGAAACACAAGAACCAUUACCAGGAUUAUCUAAAGAAGCUGGUAAUAUUUAUUAAAUAUUAUUUUAAAGCUAAAAUUGCAUUCUUUAGAACUCUUGUGACUAGAUAUAUUUUACCAUUACCUAUGUUUAUUCCACCUAUUAUCAUUUAUUAUAUGAAAUAAGCUAGAUGUUAUCCUUAAGGUAGAGCAAUAGGUCUAGCACUUGAUUUAAGUAAUUUUUUAUAAAACAAUUAGGUUUAUCUGGAUUUUUCUUAUAUUGUGGUCUUUCUGUUGGAAUAGGAAUAUUCCCAUAAUAUUUAAAGGUUAAUCCAACAGAUUUAGAAUCAUAAUAUUAAAAUUUAACAAACAGCAAAGGAAAUAAGAUUAAAACAAUAGUUUUUAAUAAGGGAUUAUGA